UAAUGUCAUUUCGGUGUGCCUCACGAGUUGAGCCCAUUACCAGCGGAGCGCCUGUGUAUUCUGCGGUACUUUGACAAUUGUAGAUGAACGCCAGAAAGUCAUUCUUUUGUCCCCUCUAUUUCCAAUGUAUUGGCCAACUUUUUAGGUUAAUUUAUCUGCUCACCGCAGGGAAGGCUACAUUUCAACGGCAUAGCUGGGCACUUUCUGGACUUUUCAUCCUAUGCCAAUGAGACGCAACGUGAAUCAUUUUUGCAAGUUCAGGAAUAUUGGUUCCGGACACUUUGUUUAUCACAACUGAACACAUUUGGUAGAAGUUGAAGUCAGAUGAACCUGGAGAGUUCUGCAGGCUUCCACCAGGGCGGCGUGGCACGCCAGAGGGACAUGAUGGAGCAGAAAGUCAGCAAGCUGACGUUUGGCUUCCAACGCAGCUCCACGUCGGACGAUGACUCUGGCUGUGCUCUGGAGGAGUACGCGUGGGUCCCCCCCGGCCUUCGACCGGAACAGGUGCAGUUGUAUUUCUCCUGUCUGCCUGAGGACAAGGUCCCCUACGUGAACAGUCCUGGAGAGAAGCACAGGAUCAAGCAGCUCCUCUACCAACUGCCUCCACACGAUAACGAGGUGCGCUACUGCCAGUCCCUCAGCGAGGAGGAGAAGAAGGAGCUGCACAUGUUCAGCGUCCAGAGGAAGAAGGAGGCGCUGGGGAGAGGCACGCUGAAGCUGCUGCCUCGCUCUCUCCUACACAACGUCUGCCAGCAUUGUGGGGAGAACGUGAAUGGAGGAGAGAUGGCCGUGCUUGCUUCAAGGGCCGGCCCUGGCCUGUGCUGGCACCCAGCAUGCUUUGCGUGCUCCACCUGUAACGAGCUUCUGGUGGACCUCAUCUACUUCUACCAAGAAGGCAAGAUUCACUGUGGCAGACACCACGCAGAGCUACUGAAACCUCGAUGCACAGCCUGCGACGAGAUUAUCUUUGCUGAUGAGUGCACAGAGGCGGAGGGACGCCACUGGCACAUGAAGCACUUCUCCUGUUUCGAAUGCGAGACCGUUCUGGGAGGCCAGCGCUACAUCAUGAAGGAUGGGCGGCCAUAUUGCUGCGGGUGCUUUGAAUCGCUCUACGCCGAGUACUGUGAGGCCUGUGGAGAACACAUUGGUGUGGACCAUGCCCAGAUGACCUACGACGGGCUCCACUGGCACGCCACCGAGAGCUGCUUCAGCUGUGCCCAGUGUAAGAGCUCCCUGCUGGGCUGCCCCUUCCUGCCUCGCCAGGGUCGCAUCUACUGCUCCAAGGUGUGCAGCCUGGGUGAGGACGUCCAAGCCUCCGACUCCUCCGACUCCGCCUUCCAGUCCGCCCGCUCCCGCGAGUCUCGCCGGAGCGUGCGCAUGGGGAAGAGCAGCCGCUCGGCCGACCAGUGCCGCCAGUCCCUCCUCUUCUCGCCGUCCGUCAACUACAAGUUCCCCGGCCUCGCCGCCGACGUCAACGACGACACGCUCACCAACAAGCUGGCGCACAUGAGCCUGUCGGACGAGCGCUUCUGGCGGGGCCGUGGCGAGGAGGUGGAGGCCCCCGAGGACCGGGAGGAGGAGUGGGCCGAGCACGAGGACUACAUGACCCAGCUGCUGCUCAAGUUCGGCGAGCACGGCGUCUUCCAGCAGGCGGACGAGCCGCGGCCCGCCGACCCGUGGAUGACGGAGACGGAGGCCAAGCUGAAGCAGGAGGUGAAGGCUGGGAUGGCCGGCGGAGGGGGCGGGGUCGGCGGUGGGGGAAACCAGAGCCUGGCCAGUAAGAAGUACCAGGCCGAUAUGUACUGGGCCCAGUCCCAGGACGGGCUAGGGGACUCGGCCUACGGCAGCCACCCUGGGCCGGCCAGCAGCAGGAAGAUCCAGGAGCUGGAGCUGGAGCACGGAGCUGGAGCGGGCUUCCAGAGAGAAGAGAAGCAGUGGUACGAUGACUCCCUGGAGUGCAUCACCGAUGAGUUGAAGCAGGCAGAGCAGAGCGUCAGAGACUCCAUGGAUUCCCUGGCACUCUCCAAUAUCACCGGGGCUUCCGUUGAUGGCGACAGUAAGGACAGACCGCUGGUCUUCUCUCUCCACAACUUCCAGGAGCUGGAGACAGAGGACUGUGAGAAAAGCAGCAACAUGGGAACCUUAAACUCCUCCAUGUUGCAUCGAAGUGCCAAUUCCCUAAAGAGCCUUACGUCUGAGCUGGAGCAGGAGGAGGUGGAGGAGAACAUCCCAGAGGAGGAGGAGGAAGAGGAGGAGUCCCCUCUACCCGAGGAGAGACCCAAGCCCCCUUACCUCCCUGCACUGAGGAGAACACGCUCCCAGUCCAGGCCCCAGCAGGUCAAAUUCUCCGACGACGUCAUCGACAACCAUCGCUACGGCGACCUGCCCGUGCGCCAGCCCCCCAUGAGUGAGCGGACCAGGCGGCGGGCGUACCACUUUGAGGAGCACGACCAGGAGCUUGGCGCCGGACGCCAUCAUCACCACCAUCAUCACAACCACCAGCACAGGCGGCGCAGAAGCCGCAAGUCGCGCUCCGACAACGCCCUCCACCUGGUGCCCAAGGAGAGGGCCCGCGUGUUCUACCGAGAGGACCACAGAGGGCACCAGGCCCUCAACCCCAAGGGGCCCCAGGCCUUCCUGGCUGGCCAGCCAGGCCACAUCCAGCGGCCCCACGCUCACCCCCGCGCAAACCCCGACUACGGGCUGCAGGGUCCGGCCAUGGAGAGGUUUCUGGGGCUGUGUGCGGAGGACGACGACUGGUGCUCCACCUGCUCAUCUUCCUCCUCUGAGUCGGAGGAGGAGGGCUUCUUCCUGGGCCAGCCCAUCCCUCAGCCCAGGCCGCACAGACACUACUACACAGAGGACCUGCCCAGCCCCAUGGCAGGCUUGCCUUCGCCGCCUUACGGCCCCCGGACUAAGUCCAACAAGAAGAAGGGACACAAGGGGAAGAACUGUAUCAUUUCUUAAGACUUUCAUGAUGUCCCCGGCUUGAA
Messenger RNA from Hypomesus transpacificus, 2993 nucleotides. It is a transcript of the gene prickle1a, whose product is annotated as prickle homolog 1a. Gene Ontology annotation, molecular function: zinc ion binding. NCBI's taxonomy places the organism in Eukaryota, Metazoa, Chordata, Actinopteri, Osmeriformes, Osmeridae. The transcript is spliced from 8 exons. Bases 325 to 2967 code for a protein of 880 amino acids. The record is from RefSeq and is a predicted model, not a curated record.